CAAACACUAACUGAAGCCUAAUUUGAAAAUAAAAAUGUUGAAAAACGGUAUAUUAAAAACGAAUUUUGUUUUAUUCAGCUGUUUACUUCUUUGUGAAAUAGUAAGAGCUGUUCCUAAAUUUGAAGCCAGUAAUAAAAAAUUAGAAAACAAUGUGGCUGAGUGGGAUCGAUCUUACCAAAAAGAAAACAAGUCAUUGGAAUUUGAUGAUGACAGUGCUUCCACAAAAGACCGUUUACAGCGACUUGGAUACACAACUGGAUAUGGUACACUUAAUAACUAUCCGGCUACUACGGGUUUGGCAGCUUACAAUCCUAUCAAACUAGACUUGGGAGGAGUCGUUUUGGGCACACUUGUUGGAAUCGGAGCCAUUAUCAUAAUCCCAAAGCUUUUAAGUGCUUUCCAUGGUGGUUAUGGAGGCUAUGGGCGAAGUGAAAACUACAACGAUGUAUCGCAACUAACAAGCUUCGUUAAUAAAAUAGAUGAUGUUUUAGGUCAAAACAACAUUGACUCCGCUAGUUGUAUGCAACGAGCUGUAUGUAGUUACGUGCGAUCUACCGAAUAUAAUAUACAUAAAGGAUUAGGUGAUAAAAUGGACGAGUUUGUUCAUAUUUUAACGGAAAAUUCGCUUUUGGAUUAUCUGUUGGAUAAUACGGCCAUCAAAGAAGCUCUCGACCAUGGAAGGAACUUGAAUUCUAAGCCGUGUGAAGACAUCUACAUCAACUGUCCAGUUAAUUCUGAAACAAUGACGAAAAUGUUAAACAAAUUUCUACCAAAAACGAGGAACACUCACCCAUCAGAAUCUAAUUAAAAGUGUCGUAGCCUUAAUUUGACAAUUACUCUGGCAUCAAAAUCUUAAAUUAAUGAAAUUAAUAACGAUAACGUUCUUCAAUAUAAAAUAAUAUGAAAAAAUUAUUUAACAAUCAUUUAUGUAUACAUAUGCAAAGCAAUCUGGAAGCAUUUUUCGAAUCGAAUUAGAGUAAAAAAUAUAUACAUA
Molecule: messenger RNA, 994 nt
Organism: Musca domestica (house fly)
Lineage: Eukaryota; Metazoa; Arthropoda; Insecta; Diptera; Muscidae
Exons: 5
Coding region: 35-808 (257 amino acids)
Source: RefSeq, a predicted model, not a curated record